This is a messenger RNA of Stomoxys calcitrans (stable fly), 5017 nucleotides long. It is a transcript of the gene Pitslre, whose product is annotated as serine/threonine-protein kinase PITSLRE. Lineage: Eukaryota; Metazoa; Arthropoda; Insecta; Diptera; Muscidae. Gene Ontology annotation, cellular component: nucleus. Gene Ontology annotation, biological process: protein phosphorylation; regulation of mitotic cell cycle. The record is from RefSeq and is a predicted model, not a curated record. Gene Ontology annotation, molecular function: cyclin-dependent protein serine/threonine kinase activity; ATP binding. The coding region runs from base 1354 to 4608 and encodes 1084 amino acids. The transcript has 6 exons.
CUUUGUUGUUGGACGAGGUACUCAUUUUAAAACGUUUAUCGAAAAACGCAGUGACAGAAUACUAAAAAACUAGAGAAUUAGCUGAAAAAUUAAAAAUAAGUUCUAUACUGUAGUUAAAUGCAGUAUAUGAUAGAUUGCUAGUUAUAUCAUAAGCAGUCAAUGGUGGAUUGAACGAUUCGCUAUUAAAAUAACCAAAGAGAUAUAUUUGAUGCUAGUGGCUUGGCUGAAGGUCGUGGACGCUGCAGAAGCACCCCCUCAAUUACUUUAAUAGUUCUUCCUGCGAAUUUCAUCAAACGUACAAUUUUGGAAUAAGUUGAGGAAAACUCCCAAUAUCCUUAUCUGAAUACGCAAAAAAGGAAACAAUGUCGGGCAGCGAGGAUGGCCAAUUACGUAGUCCUAUGGAUGUCCAUAUGUUAAGGCCAAAAAGUGUGUACAUGUCCAAUGACCGAUGCGCGCGAUGGCCACGUAACAUAAUUAAACAAAAAAAUUUCCUAAACUAUCAAUUUUUUAAUAAAACAAAAAGAAAACCACAAAAUCAAACCACAACCAACGAUAAAGUCCCACCAGCAAACAAAACACAACAACAAACAAAUAAAAGAAUGGCUCAACAUGCAACAAAGCAUGCAUGCAAAGUAAAUGCACCUACACAGCUGCCUUAAAACAAUGAUGUGCCAUCUCUACUUUUUAUGGUUUUGUAAAUGGAAUAAGCUGUGCGUUCAAGACCAAAAGGACAAAAUGCGAUUCACAGAAACAAGUACAGCGGCACUAAAGCACAUUUAAAGCAGAAAGUAUAAAAAGAUAAAAAGAUGUAAAGGAUAUCAAAAAUCCAUAAACAGAGAGGAUUUCAUCUGGAUAAUCAGUAUCUUGACCGGUAAGGGUGGGAAGAGAGUGAAAACUACAUUAACGCGUAAAUUCGUAACCCUAUAUAAAAAGGGAGAUGUGUGUGCUUUAAAAAAUCUACACCAACUACCAUCCACAAAAACUGCGUAACGAUAACCCAAUAAAGCUUUUAUUGUAUUCUUCCACUCUGACCGUCCAUCUCCAUACAUCUCUAAAACAAAAUGCUUUGAUUUGUUGUUGUUUCUUUCCAAAAACAAAUGUUUUGUAUUUCAUAUCACUACAAAAAAAAUGAACACAAAUUCCCUUAAAGCCAUGAAACCAUGAAAAAGGUUGUCGACUUUGCUUUCCUUCUGUUCCCGCUCGAUGUUGAUUUACUUUUGACUUCAGCUGUUUGUUGGUGGCUAACAUUUUGCUUUGGAAUUGUAUUAUGACUGCAUCUCUCUCAGCGUGGCACAUGAUGACGGUGUACAUACAUUAUGUGUGGGGGUGUAGUGUUGUUGUUGGAUUGGUUGUAUGAACAUAUUGGGUCAAGGACAUCAGUGUGUGUGUAUGGGCGCAAAGUUAACGUCGACAAGUGGUGAUGACGAGGAGCAUGACACAGAUUCUUUGGACAUUAAGCCGCCUCAGGCUCAAGUGGCCAGAGACAUAUCGGGUUCAAGGCGUAAAGAAAGAUCCAAAGACAAAAAACAUUCCAAAGAACGCAGACAAAAGGAAAGGGAGCGUUAUACUGAAGGUUCGGCACGCGACAAGAAGGACUAUAGGGAACGCGAUGAAAGACAUGAGCGACGUGGCAGCGAUUUGGAUAGAAAAGAUAUGAAACGGUCCUAUGACCGUGAGGAAUAUUUGUCCAACAACGACAAGCGCUAUCACAAACACUACGAUCAUAUGGGUGUGGGAGAGAACAAUUCAAGAUCUCGAGGCGGCGGCGUUGGCAAUAUAUAUCAUCAAGAUGUAGGAGGUGGAGGUGGCUACCAUCAUGGACACGAACAUCAAUAUCAUCAGUAUCAUAUGCAGCAGCAGCGCACACAUUAUCCACCUCCGCAUUACCACCAUCAUCACCAUCAAACACCCACCGACGAUUACCAUCAGCAACAGCGGCAUCACCAACAAGCCUAUGAUAAUGCCCGCGCUCUUGCCAGCCAUAAACAUUAUGAACAGCGUAAAUACUACGAUCAGCCCAAAGAUCCCGAAAGUCUGGAACAAGAUCUGCGUUCUCGCCUAUUGAGCAAGCGUCAUAAAUAUGUUAAGGGCGAAGUUAUUGAAGUGGAUGACGUUUAUGAACGCCCCGAACGCCUAUACGAUGAACGAGAAGGCAAAUCCUUGAAGUCGGAGCGUCAUAAAGCCCGACGAAAAGACAGGGAAAAUAACGAUACGGCAGAAUACAUUGAGGACACUUCGGAUGGGGAGCAUCAACGAAGACGCAAAAAACAUAAGCGUCAUAAGGACAAGCAUGCCAAGCGUUAUGUGGAAGAUGAAGAUGAGGUAAUAGAAAUAGAUUCUGGUGAGCCAGCCAAAGCUGCUGUCGUGGUGGUGGAAGCUGAAAAGAAGAGUCCAGAAGAUCCCGAACUGAUAGCCAGACGGGCUAAAAUCCUUGCUGCCGAGCAGGAGAAGGAUAAACGUCGAGAUAUUGCUCGCAAAGAAUUAGAAGCACGUCGUGAACUAAUUCGUGAACGUAGUUCUACAACUAUUGUGGAUACUUUGAGUCCCACCGCCGUGGCGGCCAGUGUUACUGCCAGCUUACAUGUUAUCAAACGCAAACACAAUGAGAAGGAAGAGAAAACGAAACGCAAACGCUUAAAGAAAACCAAAGGAGGCGGAGAGGAAGACGACGAUGACGAGGACGAUUCCGAAUCGGAUUCUUCAGACGACUCGCAAGACAGUGACGAGGAGAAAAGUGGUGAAUCAGAUGACUAUCAAUCAGACCAAAGCGGGUAUAAAAAGUCCAAGUCGAAGAGUAAGAAAACUGGCCACGGUAGUGAGAGAGAAAUUUCUGAUGCCGACAGUCCUCUAUCCAUAGGUGAACUUUCAAAAUCUCCAGCUGAUGGCAAAUCUAAGACAAUGAAAAAGAAAGCCAUGAAAAGUAGAUACAAGGAGGAUGAAGAGGCUUAUGAAGGCAAAUCUGUGGAUAAGCAUAAAAAAAGGUCGGAGACAAUUUCAUUAUCGCCCAGCUCCAAUUCACGCUCCCGUUCCCACACGCCAACACGUUCUAGAUCGAGGUCGCGUUCCAAAUCAUAUAAUUCGGGCAGUUCUAGGUCGAGAUCUCACUCAAGUUCUCUGUCAUCCGAACGCAGCCGUUCCAGAUCAAGAUCACGCUCUCAUUCUCACUCUCGACGUUCCCGAUCCAGUUCUCGUUCGGAUUCGCGAUCUAGAACAUCGCGCAGUCGUAGCGGAUCACGCAGUAGAUCAAGGUCUCGUUCACGCUCGGAAGAACGGGAUAUGAAAGCGAAUUCUCACCGUGAGGAAAAAGAAAAUCGUGACAAUGAGAAUGACCGCAAAAAAACAGAUGAUCAAAGCGAUGCUCCAAUUUUGGACGACAAAGGCAAUCCUCUGCCCAAUUAUUUCCCAGGGAUUCAGGGCUGUCGCUCGGUUGAGGAAUUCCAAUGUCUCAACCGCAUAGAGGAGGGCACAUAUGGUGUGGUUUACCGGGCCAAAGACAAACGUACUAACGAAAUUGUCGCUCUCAAGCGUUUGAAAAUGGAAAAGGAAAAAGAAGGUUUCCCCAUAACGUCACUGCGUGAGAUCAACACCCUUCUGAAAGGGCAACAUCCCAAUAUUGUGACAGUGCGCGAAAUUGUGGUCGGCUCAAAUAUGGAUAAAAUUUUCAUAGUAAUGGAUUAUGUAGAGCAUGAUCUAAAGUCUUUGAUGGAGACUAUGAAGGCGAAAAAGCAAUCAUUCUUUCCUGGAGAAGUAAAAUGUCUGACGCAGCAGCUUCUGAGGGCGGUGGGCCACUUACACGACAAUUGGAUAUUGCAUCGUGAUUUGAAAACGUCGAAUCUUUUGCUCUCCCACAAAGGCAUCCUAAAGGUGGGUGAUUUUGGUUUGGCACGGGAAUACGGUUCUCCCCUUAAGAAGUACACAUCACUAGUGGUUACCUUAUGGUACAGGGCACCAGAAUUGCUGUUAUGCUCACCAGAGUACUCUACGCCUAUUGAUAUAUGGUCGCUGGGCUGUAUAUUUGCUGAAUUUCUACAAAUGGCGCCUCUGUUCCCUGGCAAAACCGAAGUGGAUGAGCUGAAUAAGAUAUUUAAAGAACUGGGUACACCCAACGAAAAGAUUUGGCCAGGUUACAAUGAAUUACCCGCGGUGAAAAACAUGCUUAGUCAAAAUUCUCAAUUUGCCGACUAUCCUGUCUCGAGUCUGCGCAAACACUUUGCGGACAAAACAAGUGAUAUGGGCAUAGAACUUCUGCAAGGGCUGCUCACAUACAAUCCCAAGCAGAGACUGACAGCAGAGGGAGCGCUAAAGCAUCAAUACUUUAAGGAGCUGCCUGUACCCAUCGAUCCAUCCAUGUUUCCCACAUGGCCUGCCAAAAGUGAGUUGGGUGCCCGUAAGGCCAUGGCCUCUUCGCCCAAACCGCCUAGUGGCGGUUCCCAAUUCAAACAGUUGGGUCGUGAUGAUGUGGCUGCUGGAGGCGGCAGUGGUAGCAAACUCAUAUCCGGCAUUAUCACAGGCAACAAGAAAUCAUCGGCCAACACAGGGUUUGUUCUGAACUCGGGAAUCGAGCAACGACAGCUAGCCAUGGGACCGGGUUUCAAUUUAAAAUUUUAAAAGGUGGUUAUUUUGAAGUUUUUUUUAUUUUAAAUCAAUUUAUAGUUUAAUUCAGAUUCACAUAAGUAUACAUAGCGUUUAAAAUUUUUUGAUUUCUUCCAUGUCCCUCUUCCCGAUCUGUUCAUUAUAGAGUUUUCAUUAAGUUACUUUGAAAUGCGUGAAUAACAUCCGAUUUCUAUUUUCUACUACUAAUUAUUCCUUCAUUGAAAUAUUAAUAACAUUUCUUAAGAUACUUUUUAAAAACAAAAAGAAAACUUUUUCAUUUUUAUUUACAAAUCACGUGUUAGUUGUAAGCUUUACAAAGAAAAGAACAAAAACAACAAACCAGAAUAAAAGAAAAAAAUGUGUAAAAAAUGAUAUACAACAACAAAAUACAUAUAGUUUUGGAUAAAAACUCAAUCAAAACCAA